Fomitopsis serialis is the source of this 1236-nucleotide messenger RNA. RefSeq lists its product as uncharacterized. Gene Ontology annotation, molecular function: NAD binding; oxidoreductase activity, acting on the CH-OH group of donors, NAD or NADP as acceptor. NCBI's taxonomy places the organism in Eukaryota, Fungi, Basidiomycota, Agaricomycetes, Polyporales, Fomitopsidaceae. The transcript is spliced from 5 exons. The coding region runs from base 1 to 1236 and encodes 411 amino acids. The record is from RefSeq and is a predicted model, not a curated record.
AUGUCUCGCUCAAUCAGCAUCCCCGCCGAGAAGCCUCAAAACCAGGUCGUCGCUUCCCCGACCACCACCACCACCCUUCACGACAGGAUGGCCGCUCGACGGGACUCUAUAGCCACCUCCAACGUCCGCGAGUCCAAAGUCUUGCACCCCGUUGACAACGAGCACCUCCGGCUUCUCAUCUUGGAGAACAUCAGCCAGGAGGCCGUCAAGGCUUUCGAGUCGCAUGGCUUCCAUGUCGAUCACCACACCAAGGCCAUUACCAUGCCAUUGGUAUUCGUAGCAAGACGAAGAUCACCAAGCGAGUCAUCAAGGCGGCUUCCAAGGCAUGUCGACCUCGACACCGCUGCCAAGGCCGGUAUUCCCGUCUUCAACUCGCCCUUCUCCAACUCGCGCUCCGUCGCCGAGCUGGUCAUCUCCGAAGUCAUUGCGCUCUCGCGGCAGUACUUCCAACGCGGAUACGAAAUGCGCGACGGCAUCUGGAACAAGCAGUCCAAGGGCUGCUGGGAGGUCCGUGGCAAGACGCUCGGCAUCGUUGGCUACGGCCACAUCGGCUCGCAGCUUUCCGUGCUCGCCGAGGCUCUCGGUAUGCGCGUUCUGUUCCACGACGUGGUCAACAUCAUGCCUCUGGGAUCGGCGCGGCAGGUCGAGGCCCUCACAGCGCUCCUGAACGAGUCCGACUUCGUCACGCUGCACGUCCCCGAACUCCCAGAGACGACGAACAUGAUCACCAAGGCGCUGCUGGCCGAGAUGAAGAAGGGUGCCUACCUGAUCAACAACGCCCGAGGAAAGGUCGUCGACAUCCCUGCCCUCAUCGAUGCGCUCAACCCUCGACGUAUACCCUCCGAGCCGGGCUCGAACGGCUCGCCUUUCGACGAUCAGCUCAACCCCUGGUCGUCGACGCUGCGCUCCAUCCCCAACGUCAUCCUCACGCCGCACAUCGGCGGGUCCACCGAGGAGGCGCAGCGCAUGAUCGGCGAGGAGGUCGACCUGCGCGCGAUCACCGCAGAGCAGCAGGGCAUCCGUGUCUGCCAUGUGCACAACAACAUCCCCGGCGUGCUGCGCCAGGUCAACGAGGUGCUUUCGCCGUACAAUGUCGAGAAGCAGUACUCGGACUCGAAGGGCGAUGUCGCGUACCUCAUGGCGGACAUCGCCGACGUCAGCCCGAGCGACAUCAACAAGCUGCAGGAGCUCAUCAACAAGACGAGUGCCAACAUCCUCACACGGUUGUUGGCGUAG